Molecule: messenger RNA, 4179 nt
Organism: Neoarius graeffei (lesser salmon catfish)
Lineage: Eukaryota; Metazoa; Chordata; Actinopteri; Siluriformes; Ariidae
Product: scavenger receptor cysteine-rich type 1 protein M160-like
Exons: 18
Coding region: 37-3810 (1257 amino acids)
Cellular component (GO): membrane
Source: RefSeq, a predicted model, not a curated record
UUCUCUCUUUCUCUCCCUCACUUGUCACCAGUGACCAUGUGGUUCCUGCUCAUAUAUGUCCAUCUUACAGCAACACAAGCACAAAGAAUAAUUUUACGGGGGUCGACCCACCCAUGUGAGGGCCGACUGGAGGUGUACUACGAGCAGCAGUGUGGUUUGGUGGGACAUCAUAAGUGGGAGCCCAAAAACGGUGAGGUAGUGUGUAAAUCCUUAGACUGUGGUGAUCAUGUGGCUUCUGGGGUUUUAUACCAUAACUACAAAAACCUUCCUCUACUUACAACCUUCUGGAUGGAUGAGAUCAUGUGUAACGGGACAGAGGACAAGCUCUGGGAAUGCAAUUUCAGCGGAUGGAAUGUCACUCAAUGCCAAAACGACAACUAUGUUUCAGUUAAUUGCUCAGGGAACGUUUCUCUGACUCUGAAUCGAAAUGGAGUAGCAGAUGUGUGUGCCGGGGUGGUCCAGUUCACAACACUGAAAGGAAAAGUUAAUGUGUGCACAAACACCGUUAAAGACAUUGCAACUAAGGUGUGCAAAGAACUUAACUGUGGGGAACAUAAGAAGAUACUCACGUCCAGCACCUUCAAUUCAGGUGGAAUUUUAAAAAACAUUCCCUUAAACUGUGUUGGCAAUGAAGACUUCUUAUGGCAGUGCGUGGACUGGGAAUCUGCCAUGUCGAAGACAUGCCAAGAAGAAAUAACUGUUAUCUGUGCAAAUCAUAAACCUGAACGUCUGCAGGGUGGUGUUGAUGCCUGUCAAGGAACUUUGGAGUCCAGCACUGAAGGACAAUGGGCUAAUGUAGCAUGUCAAGAGAGUGAUUCUAACAUGUUUAAUAAUGUGUGUGUUAAGCUGGGGUGCGGCACAUUUGUCAGUGUGAAACCAUGCAAUGAAAGCAAGAACACCUGGCUUAAAUGCUCAACUCGUGUCAAGGUAGAGCUAAGACAAAGUGGGCAAAGGACAACAAAUUGUUACGGGGACAUCUAUGUAAGCACGAAUGGCUCUCCCAGAGCUGUGUGCGUCAAUGAUGCCACUUCUUAUCAGAAGAUUGGUGAGGUGGUGUGCCGAGAGUUGGACUGUGGGACCCCACUCAGUGUUUCGCAGGGCUCCUCACCACAGCUUGGACAAUUUAGUCAUGCUGAAUGUUAUGGACAGGAGAAAUCUGUGUGGGAAUGCAUCUACAAACAUGACACCAUUGGCAAGUGUAAAACCAUCAAUGUUAUAUGCUCAGGCUCUCUGGUUAUGCGUCUGAGCAAUGAUCUGGAUAAGUGUGCAGGCCAACUGGAGGUGAAGUUACUGGAUUCCUGGUGGAGCAUGAGCUCUGAUGGCUGGUCAAAGCAAAAUUCAGACAUGGUGUGUCAACAUCUUGAAUGUGGAGCUCUGGAGGAGAAUAGUCAACAUCGCUUUGUGAAGAGCAACUCACGUAUACUGGACUGGAAGUUGGCAUGCAAGAGCUCUCAUAUCUCAAACUGCAGCUUGGAAAGAAAGAAAUAUAAUAAAAAUGAUGCAGUAGUCAACAUCAUCUGCAACAAGUAUGAGCUCUGGUUUCUGCAGGGCGACUCACCAUGUGAAGGGAGAGUAAAGAGUAAAACUGGUGUUUUGCAAAUAUCCAUCACCAAUGAAAAGGCUAACGAAGUGUGUGCACGAAAUCUUUGCGGAACUAUAAAAAAUUACACCAGCAACAUGGUGUACUCUGUCUGCCCUGAAAAUGCAACCACACCAUUCAACUGCUCCAUAAAGAACACAACCACAUCAACAGAACCUCAGUUUGCCUAUGUGAAAUGCUCAGGCUCCAUGAGGGUGCAGUUGGAGAACAAGUGCCAUGGGAAGGUGCAGGUGUGUUCAAAUGAAAACUGUAUGGAUAUAUGUGAGGACACCUGGAUGGAAGCGCAGUCAAGAAUGCUGUGUAAAAGUCUGGGCUGUGGAAUGACGAUCAAACAGGAGUACAGUGGGAAGAAAGAGCCUGGAAUGAGUUUGACCAGUGUACACUGUUCUCAAACAGCUGAGAACUUUAGCCAGUGCAACUUCUUCAAACUUAAAAAUCCUUCCUUUUGCCAAAAUCCAGCUUAUGUUUCCUGCACAGGGAGUGUGAAAGCUGAGCUGCAUGACCUGAGAGAUAAGUGUGCUGGAAACCUUCAGCUAUUUUACUCUGGAAAAUGGCAAUCAGUGUGUACAGGCAUCAAUCAGGAGACACAGAAUGCCAUCUGUACAAACUUGGGAUGUGGAGAAGCCGUCAGUUUCAACAAGUCUAUCAACAUGUUUGACAGCUAUGGACUCACAAGCAUCACUUGUCAAGAUGGCAACAUUUCCAACUGUGAUUUCUCGAACACUGAAGUACAAAGGUGCCAAGUUGGCCAUCUCAACUGCACAGAAUGGAGAAGGCUGCUCCUCACCAGCACUAAAACCGCUUGUACGGGGAAAGUCUACCUCCAGAAUCAAUCAGGCCUCAACACAGUGAGCAGUGAUGGUUGGAGUGAAACGGAACAUAAUAAGCUGUGUAACUAUCUGGAGUGUGGGAAUGUUUCUGAAACUGUGGAUGAAGAACAUAUGAAUAAAGCACAGCCUUGCUGGGGCAGGAGCUACAAUUGCUCAGGGAACCCCAAAAACAUCUGGGAAUGUGAGAAGGACAAGGCACCUGUGGAGAAGCGUCAUCUCCACAUCAACUGUACUGACGAGCCACAAGUGAACCUCACAGGCAAAUGUACAGGUGAGGUGCAGCUUAAGAAUGAGCAUGUGUGUUUCACGUCACAGAACACGGGCAGAGUGUUCAAAGAGUUCUGUCAGGAACUGGGCUGCAGCAUGCUUUUCAAAACCUGGCCCACCAAGAAAAAUAGUAAAGCACGUUACCUGAACUGCAUAGGAAUGGAAAACAAACUAUGGCAGUGCAGCUCAUGGACAGAUACAUGCGAAAAUGUCAUCUCUCUGGCAUGUGCAGGGACAAUUGACUGGAAACUCAGUGGUACUUGUGGGGGCGAAUUUCAAGUGAAGUACCGUGGAAAGUGGGAACCCGUCUGUCCUCUGGAGAAGGACAAUGCGGACAGGAUAUGUAUGAACCUGAAAUGUGGAAAUGCCAGUAAAGUUAUACCAAAGCCUGUAGAAAAUGAACCAAAUCCAGAUGUUGGAUUUCAGUGUACAAAAGACCAUCAGUAUCUAAUGCACUGCUUCAGACCAGAAAACUGCGAAAGGAAGGCUAUAAUUUAUUGUGACAAUUAUGUUCCUCCAGUGAAGAAAGAAAAAGCAGACAUUGGAUAUAUUAUUGGGGUUGUGGUGGGACUCGUGCUGCUGCUGGUGGCUGCACUGAUUGUGUACUGGAAGAGAAAAACUUUCCUCGCCAUAUUGAGAUUCAAAUCUUCUUCUGAAGACAAUGAUGUGGAGAUCAACAAGAAUGAAAUGCAGAGCUUGAAUGAAAAAGCAGAUAAUCUUGAAAAUGGUUCUGAAAAUUAUGACGAUAUUGGUACCAUUGUGAACCCCAUGGAGGACAACCAGAGUGAAGUAAGUGCCUCUGAAAAUGACAAGGAGAAUAUGAGCACAAGUCAAAGCUUCUCUGGCACUGACUAUGACGAAGCUGAUGAAGAAAAUGCCAAACCACCAGCAAACAGCAACCCCACUGAGCCACUCCUUCCUCCCAGACCUGACAACUUACUUGACAAAGUAACAUUCGAAGCUGACGUGGAGCCACAGGAGGACUAUGACGAUGUUAUUUUACCCCAGACGGUGGUGAGUGAGGAAAAAGAAAGGCUCGAUAUACCUGGUCUAUCAUUAGAGCCACCAUUACUGGUUUCAAAUGAUGAAGCCAAGCAUCAGAAAGAUGAGUAAUCAAGGUCAUUUUCAGGUUCUUCAAAACAUUUUUAAAAAGGCUUGAAAAAUGAUAUUUUUCUUAAUUGGAUUAUGAUAAUUUCAUACAUUAUUUUGAAAAGCAUUGGCAUGAGCGUAAAUAGCAACAUGCUAAAUACGAAUUUUUCUUAAUUAUAAAUACUAUCUAUUGUAAUGAGGAACAGCAGAAUGUGAAACUGUUUCCACAAAUCAAAUUUGUAAUUGUGAGUUUCUAAAAUUUAAUGGAAUGAAGAAGUUUAAAACCUAUUUUUCUUUUGUAAUUCAUUUUCUAAAAUGUGUAUAUGUGUAACAAUUGACGUAGUCUGUUGUUAUUACAUUUAAUGGUAACCUGUUCCAUCAUUUUGUUUUACU